AUGGUGUUUGUGACUUGAAUCCCAACCUCUAAUUCACUCCAAGAUAGCAAUAGUCAUAAAAACAAUUGUGAAACGUCAAUUAUGGCUCAACAAAAUGCGCAUGGUGACCACAAGGAGAAGAAGAGGAAGGAGAGUAUUUUGGAUUUGUCGAAAUAUCUAGAGAAAAAUAUUCGUGUGAAAUUCGCUGGAGGUCGAGAAGCUGCUGGAAUUCUCAAGGGAUACGAUCCUCUGCUUAAUCUAGUGCUGGAUAAUACCACAGAGUACCUCAGAGAUCCAGACGAUCCAUACAAAUUGAAUCAGGACACACGAAUGCUGGGACUGGUGGUCUGCAGAGGAACGUCAGUAGUUUUAAUUUGUCCAGUAGAUGGUAUGGAAUCUAUUCAAAAUCCGUUUAUCCAACAGGAUGGCUAGUCCACUGAUUAAUAAAACAUCAAUCCCGAGAAUUCGGUAAAAAAAAGCCGUGAGGCAUUGAUAAUCGUAAGGAAUAUUUUUUAAAUGUUCAAGUAUAUGUUUUUUCUACCAUAAAACAUCGAUCUGCAUGUUCAAAUGAAUAAAGAUCAUUCCAUCUUCA
Molecule: messenger RNA, 571 nt
Organism: Fopius arisanus
Lineage: Eukaryota; Metazoa; Arthropoda; Insecta; Hymenoptera; Braconidae
Gene: LSm7
Product: U6 snRNA-associated Sm-like protein LSm7
Exons: 3
Coding region: 82-411 (109 amino acids)
Biological process (GO): mRNA splicing, via spliceosome; nuclear-transcribed mRNA catabolic process
Cellular component (GO): Lsm1-7-Pat1 complex; catalytic step 2 spliceosome; spliceosomal tri-snRNP complex
Molecular function (GO): RNA binding
Source: RefSeq, a predicted model, not a curated record